AUGGAGCAAUUCGGCCUCGCGGCAGCCCAUUCGGGCGCAAUCAACCACAUCCACGCCGUCCACUUCGGGCCGGCCGCCCUCGACAUCGCCAGGGAGGCGCGGCUGGCCGUGACCGUCGUCGUCGUCGGCUGGGUCGCCGUCACGGGCAUUCGCGCGCUUUCCGAUCGCGGGAAGCAUUAA
Messenger RNA from Colletotrichum graminicola M1.001, 180 nucleotides. RefSeq lists its product as uncharacterized. The transcript has a single exon. The coding region runs from base 1 to 180 and encodes 59 amino acids. NCBI's taxonomy places the organism in Eukaryota, Fungi, Ascomycota, Sordariomycetes, Glomerellales, Glomerellaceae. The record is from RefSeq and is a predicted model, not a curated record.